CCCUGGCUGUAUCCAAAAAGAAGGGACCACUGCGUGGGGUCCUAUUGAAGCGGCGAUUCAAAACCUAGCGCAUAUUACUUAAGUUUUAUAAUUGCUUUAAACUUUUAAUACCUCAGAGAAACAGAUAAAGGCAACGUUCAGCGGAUUGUUCCUCUUCAACAGUGGAAAUACUUGACAUGCGUAUGCGUCUUUACAAGCGAAGCCUAAAGUGCCCACAGAGGGGGACAGGCCUGUCCCUGCAGCACCCUGAGUCCAGUGCAGAAGUAGGUCAACUGAGGGCACCCAUGGCUGAUUCUGCUGUUGAUCCAAAAAGGCGUGACGCAGACCCAUGUUUUGUGAAGCUAAAGAAUCCACGCACAGACACAGCAUCUCUGUAUAUGUUUGGCAGCGGUGAUACACAGUUAUAUGAAGUGAAAGCGUUUGAAGAAGACUUCCACAGCUGGUUUAUUGGUCAAACUGUACAACACGAUGGGAGGCUCCUCUUCAUCACACCACUCGACCCUCUCUAUCUUCUACUGCCAUAUUUACUUCAUGCUGGCAAAGAGGAGAAGUUUCAACCCUUGGAUCAGCUUUUAGUGGAUGAGAAUUUCCCAGCCUGCUCCAGACUGCUGAGCUGUCCCUGUUCCGUGCAGCAUCUUGCAGAAGAAAAAGAGGUGGGAAGUCGGAAAUUUUAUCGGUACAGUCAAGAACGGACAUUAGACUGGUUAAAGAAAAAGGUUGACAGAACAGUUGUUGCUCUUAAGAAAAAGAAUAUUUCAGUUGGAGAAGGAGUAAAGUCUGCAACAUAUAUAAAAGUGAAGACUGAAUCAAACUGUCGUGAAGAGGACUACUUGCGAUAUGCCCACGGACUUAUCUCAGAGUACCUCAGUGAAGAUUUGAGCAAUGCCCUCCUCAAACACUUAAAUUUACCCGAACUCACGAGCCCAAAAGAGUCUGAGCCACCAUCAAAGAAGCGGAAACUGUCUGACAAACCCGUGGAGGCUGGAGAGGACUACACUAAAUUCAACAGUGCAGACUUUGUGCGAAAACCACCGAAGAAGAUGACGGCUGCUCAGAAAACGCUGGCUAAAGUGGACAAAAGCGGCAUGAAGACUAUGUCGUCCUUUUUCAGUCCCAAGGUCAAAAAAUAAAAAUAAAUGUUUUGCUAUAAUGGACUACAUUGUAA
Periophthalmus magnuspinnatus is the source of this 1165-nucleotide messenger RNA. RefSeq names its product ribonuclease H2, subunit B (gene rnaseh2b). Lineage: Eukaryota; Metazoa; Chordata; Actinopteri; Gobiiformes; Gobiidae. The record is from RefSeq and is a predicted model, not a curated record. The coding region runs from base 177 to 1130 and encodes 317 amino acids. Gene Ontology annotation, biological process: RNA catabolic process; ribonucleotide metabolic process. Gene Ontology annotation, cellular component: ribonuclease H2 complex; nucleoplasm. The transcript has 12 exons.